Molecule: messenger RNA, 2294 nt
Organism: Durusdinium trenchii
Lineage: Eukaryota; Dinophyceae; Suessiales; Symbiodiniaceae
Source: the annotation of a GenBank genome assembly
GCGUAUCUUAAUCUUGCUAUUCAGUGUUAGAUGACCACUGCAACCACUGAUAUUCCCACGGAAACUACUUGGUACACUUUGCCAUUUACCGUGCGAACGCCAACUCUUGCUCAAGCCACUAUGGAACGAGAAGUGACUCAUGGUGAAUCAAAUGAAUCGAGCCGCCUCCUUCAACAGCUUUUGGAGGAACGGCGGCGGCGCUUGGAGAAACGCUUGGCUGAUGAGACAUUCACGCGUGACCGAAGCCCACGGAAGCUGCUGGCUUCUUUUGAGCAGCAGCUCACGCCUGUGACACCCAAGGACUUUGAGAUUAUUUCACCCACGCGCACCUGCUCGACUGGUUUGUGGGAGCCACAGUGUUUGGAAGCUGAUCCGGAGGUUUGCCGACGUUGUGGUGGAGAUGUCGCACCAACCUGCUCCUUUUGCCGCCAUUGUGGGCACAGAUUGGAGGACCUCCCUGUUCCUUUGCACAGACGUGAAGAUGGCCAUCGAUCAGCAUCCUCUCGAAGCUUCCACGCUCGACUCGAGAGCUCCUCGCAGCAGUACCAGCUGAAGCGUCACGUCCGGCGACAAGAGCAGGAGGAGGAGCUUGCAAGACAGUGCACAUUCCAACCGGUGAUUAACAACAAGUCGGAGGUCUUCGCCCAACGUGCACGAGGAUGCUAUGCAGAGGCCUUGCCGGAAAGGCUUGGACCCAACGAUGCGAGACGAAGGACUGCUCUGAGAGAUCAGGCCAAAGAACUCCUUCAAGCUGAUGACCUCUAUGAGUGCACCUUCACGCCCCGAAUCAACCGGAGCUCUGACAAUGGCGGAGUGCCCCUGCAUUUGAGGACGAAAGCUAUCCAGCAAUGGAAGCAGGACCGGGUCAGAGCCCUUCAGGAAGCUAACCUCAAGCAAGGGCGCUCUUUUAAGCCCAAGAUUUCGGCCAGAAGCCAGCAGCUGGCUCAGCAACGCAAUGGCAAUUGCAGGGCAAGAAGCCAUGACGGCUGUUACCAGCGGCAAAGUGCAGAGGCCACACAAGUGAAGAGUGAUCCUCGCUGCGCCUGCGACAGCUCCCAGAGGACACUGCUAAAUCCUUCGCAAGCUUCACCGAAGGCCACAUCUCAGUGCCAGGACUUUCUUGUACGUCAAGCGAAGUUCGAGCAAGAGAGGAAGUUUCGGAAGGACGUGCGACAGCGGCAUGCUUCCGCAGAGUGCCCUUUCAAGCCGAAAAUUAGCGACGUUAGUGAACAAAUCACAGCAUGCAACGUCCAGCUGAUUGGUGAAACACCUGAAGAACGGAUUGAACGACUUGCUGUGACAGAUGUCAAUCGAAGACAACUUAGACAGCAAGAGGUCCAGCAGCACCUUGACAGGGCGUGCACCUUCAAACCUGCCUUAAGCCCACAUACUGAAGCGAUUGCUUCAGCUCGACGGGCGUCGUCCCCUUCAGGAGUGCAUGAAAGGCUCUAUGUCGAGGCCAAGACGCGCGCGAAAGAACCUGCAUCUCCUGAGUGCAGCUCAAAUCGCAGCUCCUUUCGCCCGCAGCUGGACCCUGUCAGUCUGAAGCGCUUCGCUCAUGUGAAGGCACAUUACCGGAAGCCAGCGGACAUCAUGGAAAGCAUUCGGCAACAGCAAGAUCGUCGGGCUGAAAAGGUGCUCAGGCGAUUUGAAGAAAAGGCACUGGCAGAGACAGCUGAUUGCACCUUUCGUCCAGAACUUUGCAGGUCAAUGAAGUCCUCAGAUGCCCCUGUGGUAGUGAGUGGCUUGGGUCGCUUCUUUGAACUCCGAACUUUGGCACAGAGACAGGAGAUGGAGCAGCGAGCUUAUGAAGCCAAAGUAUUCCGGCAAGGCUGUGCCCAUGGUCCACCCAUGGGCGUCACCAUCCCAGAGCCUUUUGCCCUUUCUGAGUCCAACAGCUGUUCAAACUCGACUGUGACGCCGCGAGGCUCUUGGCGGACACAGUUGGCCCACAGUGGUUAAUGUAUAGUUUGCCUUUGCUUGCAGGGUGCACCGGAAGCAUUUGGGCUCACACCACGUUGAGUUUGUGGUGUAGUAGCUGCCCGAUGUGCCGAGCAGGCAUUAGGUCAGUAUGACUAUCUCUUAAUGUUAGUGGAUUCUGUGACGGCCAGUGGCCUUGGAUGCGGGGGUAGCCAACUGCACAAUAGCAAUAGAUGUGCCGGGCCUACCACCUGGCUGAGGCUAUAACUGGUGGAAGCAACUUCAUCUAAUUCAGGCAGUGCCAAGGGUCACCGAUAAAGCGGCAGAACACCUGCCCUCAGCCAGAGACCAGCGGCACAUUGGUAAUUAAGAAA